GUGAGUAUGCGUGCUCGCGCGUAGCCGCAAAGGAAUUGACUGGAAAACCCCGCGAAAAUCUGGGUCAUCUGUCCUCUGUGAAUUUCGUGAGUUUUUUGUUUUUGUUUUUGUUUUUUUAAACUACAUACGCCUACCCCAACAACCUCCGGGGAAAAAAAAAACUAACUCUCUGGAAUCCCGGAAGCGGAAAGAGCCCCCCCUUUUCCCGGAGUCUACUUCCGGGUCAGUAGGAGAGCGCAGGAUUCCGGGCCGACAGCGGGCGGUGGAGCCGGGACCUCGCGUGAUUCUCGGAGCCCAAAGAAGAGUCGCGUCCCGGGCCAUGGCGGUGACUCUCGACAAAGAAGCUUAUUACCGGCGAGUGAAAAGGCUCUAUAGCAACUGGCGGAAAGGAGAGGAUGAGUAUGCCAACGUUGAUGCCAUUGUUGUUUCAGUAGGUGUUGAUGAAGAGAUUGUUUAUGCCAAAUCUACUGCCCUUCAGACAUGGCUCUUUGGUUAUGAGCUAACUGAUACCAUUAUGGUGUUCUGUGAUGACAAGAUCCUCUUUAUGGCCAGCAAGAAAAAAGUAGAGUUCUUGAAACAAAUUGCCAACACCAAGGGUAAUGAAAAUGCAAAUGGUGCUCCUGCCAUUACACUGCUGGUUCGAGAAAAAAAUGAGAGUAACAAGGGCAACUUCGACAAAAUGAUUGAAGCCAUUAAAGAGAGCAAGAGUGGCAAGAAGAUCGGGGUAUUCAGCAAAGACAAAUUCCCUGGAGAGUUCAUGAAGAGUUGGAAUGACUGCCUUAACAGAGAGGGCUUUGAAAAAAUGGAUAUCAGUGCAGUUGUGGCAUAUACCAUAGCUGUAAAAGAGGAUGGAGAACUUACUCUGAUGAAGAAAGCAGCUAAUAUCACCUCUGAAGUCUUCAACAAAUUUUUCAAGGAAAGAGUCAUGGAAAUUGUUGAUGCAGAUGAGAAAGUUCGUCACAGCAAAUUAGCUGAGUCUGUGGAGAAGGCCAUUGAAGAAAAGAAGUACCUGGCUGGAGCGGACCCUUCCACAGUAGAGAUGUGUUAUCCUCCCAUCAUCCAGAGUGGUGGCAACUAUAAUCUCAAGUUCAGUGUAGUUAGUGACAAGAACCACAUGCAUUUUGGGGCCAUCACCUGUGCCAUGGGUAUUCGCUUCAAAUCCUACUGCUCCAAUCUCGUACGAACCCUGAUGGUAGAUCCUCCCCAGGAAGUCCAGGAGAAUUACAACUUUCUGCUCCAGCUACAGGAAGAGCUGCUGAAGGAACUGAGACAUGGUAUGAAGCUAUGUGAAGUAUACAAUGCUGUCAUGGAUAUGGUCAAGAAACAAAAACCAGACCUGCUCAACAAAAUCACCAAAAAUCUUGGGUUUGCAAUGGGAAUUGAAUUUCGUGAAGGAUCCUUGGUAAUCAAUAGUAAAAAUCAGUACAAGUUGAAAAAAGGAAUGGUUUUUAGCAUCAAUAUGGGAUUCUCAGAUCUGACUAACAAGGAAGGAAAGAAACCAGAAGAAAAAACCUAUGCCCUCUUCAUUGGUGACACAGUUCUUGUUGAUGAGGAUGGUCCAGCUGUUGUUCUUACUUCUGUCAAGAAGAAAGUGAAGAAUGUGGGCAUCUUCUUAAAGAAUGAGGAUGAAGAAGAAGAGGAAGAAGAGAAAGAUGAGGCUGAGGACCUUUUGGGACGAGGUUCAAGAGCGGCUUUGCUCACAGAGAGAACACGAAAUGAGAUGACUGCAGAGGAGAAGAGGAGAGCGCAUCAGAAGGAAUUGGCCACACAACUCAAUGAGGAAGCCAAAAGGCGUUUAACAGAGCAGAAAGGAGAACAGCAGAUUCAGAAAGCUCGAAAAUCUAAUGUAUCCUACAAGAACCCUUCUCUGAUGCCUAAGGAACCACAUAUCCGUGAAAUGAAGAUUUAUAUUGAUAAGAAAUAUGAGACUGUAAUAAUGCCUGUGUUUGGCAUUGCAACACCCUUCCACAUUGCCACAAUCAAGAAUAUCAGUAUGUCUGUGGAAGGAGACUACACCUACUUGCGAAUCAACUUUUAUUGCCCAGGCAGUGCUCUGGGCAGAAAUGAAGGCAACAUUUUCCCUAAUCCAGAGGCUACAUUUGUCAAGGAAAUCACGUAUCGAGCUUCAAAUAUGAAGGCACCUGGAGAACAGACAGUACCAGCUUUAAAUCUUCAAAAUGCUUUUCGAAUUAUAAAAGAAGUUCAAAAACGUUAUAAGACUCGGGAAGCAGAAGAAAAAGAAAAAGAGGGUAUUGUGAAACAAGACUCACUAGUUAUCAAUCUUAACCGGAGUAAUCCUAAGCUGAAGGAUCUGUACAUCCGACCCAACAUUGCCCAAAAGAGAAUGCAAGGCUCCCUUGAAGCUCAUGUUAAUGGUUUUCGUUUCACAUCAGUUCGAGGAGACAAAGUGGAUAUUCUCUAUAAUAACAUUAAGCAUGCCUUGUUCCAGCCAUGUGAUGGGGAAAUGAUCAUUGUCCUGCACUUUCACCUCAAGAAUGCCAUCAUGUUUGGGAAAAAGCGGCACACCGAUGUGCAGUUCUACACUGAAGUGGGAGAAAUCACCACUGACUUGGGAAAACACCAGCAUAUGCAUGACCGAGAUGACCUGUAUGCUGAGCAGAUGGAAAGAGAGAUGAGGCACAAGCUGAAAACAGCCUUUAAAAACUUCAUUGAAAAGGUUGAGGCCCUAACCAAGGAGGAGCUGGAGUUUGAAGUGCCUUUUAGGGACUUGGGAUUUAAUGGAGCCCCUUACAGAAGCACCUGCCUGCUACAGCCCACUAGUAGUGCACUGGUGAAUGCUACAGAAUGGCCACCUUUUGUGGUGACAUUGGAUGAAGUGGAGCUGAUUCAUUUUGAGCGAGUCCAAUUUCAUCUGAAGAAUUUUGAUAUGGUAAUAGUCUACAAGGACUACAGUAAGAAGGUGACAAUGAUCAAUGCCAUCCCUGUGGCCUCUCUUGACCCUAUCAAGGAGUGGUUGAAUUCCUGUGACCUGAAGUACACUGAAGGAGUGCAGUCCCUCAACUGGACCAAAAUCAUGAAGACUAUUGUGGAUGAUCCUGAGGGCUUUUUUGAACAAGGUGGCUGGUCUUUCUUGGAGCCUGAAGGUGAGGGGAGUGAUGCUGAGGUAGGAGACUCAGAGUCUGAAAUUGAAGAUGAAACUUUUAAUCCUUCGGAGGAUGAAUAUGAAGAAGAGGAGGAGGAUAGUGAUGAAGACUAUUCCUCAGAAGCAGAGGAAUCAGACUAUUCCAAGGAGUCACUGGGCAGUGAAGAGGAAAGUGGGAAAGACUGGGAUGAACUGGAGGAAGAAGCAAGAAAAGCUGAUCGUGAGAGCCGUUACGAAGAGGAGGAGGAACAAAGCCGGAGCAUGAGCCGGAAAAGAAAGGGUUCUGUGCACAGCGCAGGGCGUAGCUCCAGCCGUGGCUCCAGACACAGCUCUGCACCACCCAAGAAAAAGAGGAAGUAGAUUUGAACUUUCCACCUUAUAAUCCCUUCUUCCUCCAGCCAACCCCUAAAUAUUUUACAUGACAUAGAAACUGUAUUUUUCCCUUCGUUUUCUUUAACUUUUUGCCAUUUGUGUUCAUGGGUUUUGGGGCCAUUUUGUAUGGACCAAUCUCCUCAGUGAAUUCCAGGGCCCACCAGCCUACAUGUCCUGAGACCACAAUGUACACCAAUCAAUGGCCCCACACAGAUGCCGAGGGAAGAGGUAUUCUUGAAGAAGGCCAGAGGCAUCAGCUAUUAAUAUAGUUUCCUUCCUCUCUUUUUGUCUGUCGUCCUCUGCCAGGAAGACCUUGUUGGCUUCUGAUUAUGAUACCCAUAUGUAACCCAUUUCCAAGGGGCUUGGGUUCUGAGCCACAUGGAUUCUGUGGCAGCUCAAAGGUGGUAUCCUUUUUAUAGUGUGGUAUAUAGGGCAUUGCCUGCACCCUGGAUCCUGACCAGCAGGCUCAGUCCCUCCUCCUGUCCUACCCUUUUGCCAUAAUCCUUUCCCCGGUUCUUGCAGUACUCAAGAAAAGGUUCUUUUGAGGGUGAUCAGCAGUUGCUAAAGGCUGUUAUAAUCAAUAAGCUCCAUGCAGCAACUUCAGUAAUUGUCAUUCUCCCUACCUUCUUGACUCAUGCAAGGUCCUCCUGCUGUCUCCAAAGAUGAGACAAGCAGUGUUUCCCUGCCUCACUGUCACACUUUUUCCCACAAAUUCAUAAACGACAGCGUGGGCAAGAGAAAAUAACACUGCUUUUCUGUAUGACCUUCUCACCUAAGAAGGAAUAGUUGUGACUCACAUUCAAUUCCUAAUGAAAUCUAGAGGGGUUGUUUUGAAGCAGCAACUAUUCUGGGUGAGAAAAGUUACUGUUCAGUAUCCCAGAGAUCCUAUCAGGGAAAGAAAGGAAGGGGGGAAAGAAAGACAACACAGCCACUGGUCACUGUUCUUCAUUUUUACUUGUCUUGCAUUGUCCUGUAUUUAUCACAAUUUCUGUUGAACAGGUUUUUUUGUUUGUUUGUUUGUUUUAAGUAUUUGGGAGGGGUUUUUGCCUGCCAUCUCCCCUCUUAGUCCUCUGAGCUCACUCGUCCCAGAACAGAUCAUUCUGUGUCCUGUGACUUUAGGAGAGAGAGAGGCUUUUUGUUUUGUUUUUUUUCUGCUUAGCAGUAGGACUUGAUAUUUUCAACUUUGGAAGAACUAAAAGAUGAAUAAAAUGUGUUUUUUUGUAAGUUCA
Molecule: messenger RNA, 4704 nt
Organism: Vombatus ursinus (common wombat)
Lineage: Eukaryota; Metazoa; Chordata; Mammalia; Diprotodontia; Vombatidae
Gene: SUPT16H
Product: SPT16 homolog, facilitates chromatin remodeling subunit
Exons: 26
Coding region: 320-3463 (1047 amino acids)
Biological process (GO): transcription elongation by RNA polymerase II; positive regulation of transcription elongation by RNA polymerase II
Cellular component (GO): FACT complex
Molecular function (GO): nucleosome binding
Source: RefSeq, a predicted model, not a curated record